Messenger RNA from Scaptodrosophila lebanonensis, 444 nucleotides. RefSeq lists its product as uncharacterized. NCBI's taxonomy places the organism in Eukaryota, Metazoa, Arthropoda, Insecta, Diptera, Drosophilidae. Bases 101 to 283 code for a protein of 60 amino acids. The record is from RefSeq and is a predicted model, not a curated record. The transcript has a single exon.
ACUCGUACGGCAUCGGGAGAAGAAUAUCCUGGAGAAACUGAUUCGAGCAGGGAGAAGUUCAUUUGAGACUCGACUGGAUCCCGUGUGAGAGGCUGACAAGAUGUGCGAUUGCGGCUGCUAUUCGUAUUGUCUGCACGACUCGACCUGUUACUCCCACAGUCAUUAUCACACCCAUUCCCAUCACUGCUGCGCAGGCUACAAGUAUCUGAAGUGCCUGUGUCGCUACUACAGACACGUGCACUGCACAUGCUCCUGUUGGCGCCGGAAAUGCUACCUGCUCUAAGAUGGCGCUGGAUGCAGUUGCAGAGCCAGAUGUGGACGCUACUCCCUUCCUCCACACCACUCUAAAGGAGGAGGCUUGCUCUGGUCCGGUCCGGUCUGGCAAGACGUUUUGGAGAGAAGCACGAAAAUCAAAACUCAAAUACGAAAAUACGCAAAAUGAUA